ACGGGCCUGCCCUCCUGGCAGCAGGUGCUGUCGCUGGGCGCCGACGUGCUGCCCGAGUACAAGCUGCAGUCGCCGCGCAUCCACAAGUGGACAAUACUCCAUUACAGCCCCUUUAAGGCGGUGUGGGACUGGAUCAUAUUACUCCUCGUUAUGUAUACCGCCAUCUUCACGCCGUACGUCGCUGCUUUCUUGCUUAACGAAGCCGAUUUCAACACGAGAAAAAGCAAGAAAUACGGUGAAGAUCCUAUCGUCGUGAUCGACCUGAUCGUUGAUGUAACAUUCAUCAUAGACAUACUUAUAAAUUUCCGCACAACAUAUGUGAACAGCAAUGAAGAGGUAGUAUCUCAUCCAGGGAAGAUUGCAGUGCAUUACCUGAAAGGCUGGUUUGUAAUAGACUUGGUGGCUGCUAUUCCUUUUGAUCUUCUUCUUUUCAACUCAGACACUGAUGAGACAACAACAUUGAUUGGUCUCCUGAAGACAGCAAGACUCUUGCGGUUGGUGAGAGUUGCUCGGAAGAUUGAUCGUUACUCAGAAUAUGGUGCUGCCGUCCUUCUGCUGCUUAUGGCUACUUUUGCUCUUAUUGCUCACUGGCUUGCAUGUAUAUGGUAUGCAAUUGGACAUGCUGAGCGAACCUUGAUGAAUAACAGAGUUGGUUGGCUAGAUAUAUUAGCUAAUGACACUCAUCAGUUUUACAAUGCCAAUAACACAGGAGGUCCAUCAAUAAAGUCCCGCUACAUCACUUCAUUGUACUUCACAUUCAGCAGUUUAACUUCUGUGGGAUUUGGAAAUGUAGCACCAAAUACAGAUUCAGAGAAGAUGUUCACUAUCUGUGUUAUGUUAGUUGGAUCACUUAUGUAUGCCAGCAUAUUUGGAAAUGUAUCUGCAAUCAUACAGCGACUGUAUUCAGGGACUGCAAGAUAUCAUACACAGAUGCUGAGAGUGAGAGAAUUCAUUCGUUUUCACCAGAUACCUAAUCCUUUACGCCAGAGGUUGGAAGAAUACUUUCAGCAUGCAUGGACAUAUACCAAUGGAAUUGAUAUGAACAGUGUACUUAAAGGUUUUCCUGAGUGCCUGCAGGCAGAUAUUUGCUUGCACCUAAAUCGUAACUUAUUGAGUAACUGUUCAGCCUUUGAAGGAGCUUCUCCUGGAUGCCUCAGAGCUCUGUCUUUGAAGUUCAAGACCACUCAUGCACCUCCUGGGGAUACCCUUGUACAUAAAGGUGAUGUUUUGACGUCACUAUAUUUCAUUGCUAGAGGGUCAAUAGAAAUACUAAAGGAUGAUAUUGUAAUGGCUAUUUUGGGAAAGGAUGAUAUUUUUGGGGAAAAUCCAUGUAUUCAUCCAACACUGGGCAAGUCAUCAUGUAAUGUGCGAGCCCUUACCUAUUGCGAUCUGCAUAAAAUUCACCGUGAUGACCUUUUAGACGUACUAGAGUUAUAUCCUGAGUUUUAUAACUCAUUUUCUAACAAUCUUGAAAUUACAUUUAAUAUGAGAGAUGAGGAGCUUGCAGGCGUAGAUCCCAGAGCAGCUAGGAGGCAUAGAACAGGUUUAGCUUCUCGUUCAAGCUCACAAGACAGAGAUUCAGAUGUAAGAAGAUAUGCUUACAGACCACCUCGUCGUCGAACAUUUCAUCACAGAGGAUCAGGUGGUGGGCCAUGUGGGGAUGGCACUCUAGGAGGCAACAGUCAAGAUUCCAGUGAAGAUGGGUCUGAGUUUGAGAAGUCUGGUCAUGGCAUUCUAGAAUUCUCAGCGGAUAAGGCUGGUCGGGAUGUGACUCCAAUGAAUCUUGAAUUUGGAGAUGAUGACAGACAAGUGAAACCAGGAACACUUAAUUCAAUUGCUGGCAUGUUCUCGCAACUGAAAAGAAGCUUCACGGAUCUCCGCUUGCACAGGUCUUCCAGCCAGAGGCUCCACAACACUGACAUUAAGACUGGUGGCUUGACGAACACGGUGGUAGCACUGGACUCCCUCAUGAAAUCCAGCAGCCAUGGAAAUGGCAAGCACUCACAAGGUACUCCAAACGUGGGCCCAUCUCCUGCUGUAUCGGUCCACUGCUGCACCAAAGAGAACCAGCCAUUGCUUCAUCAUCAAACUCCAAUUUCAGGAAUUGGCUUAUCGACUCCCCACCUUUCCCGCCGCCGCACAUCUGAAACACAACAGUCAUCAGUGACAUCGACAACAGCAGUAGCUGUUCAAUAUGACGAACGAGAUGAUAACCUUCACAGUAUCCCCAGUGUGCCUAUCCCUGCUACCCCACAACAAGCACCUCUGUCAGCUUUAAGCCAAGCGACCGAGUCAUCCUAUUACACAACACCUUCACCCCCCAUACAUUCCAGUCCUCUGCAGCGAGUAGAUAUGUACCGACAGCAUCAGCAGACUGCUGACCAUUCAUUGGUCUAUUCCCAUGUAGGUGCUCAACAAACAGUAUUAUCGACAGGAAGUUACCAAACUCCCGGUCACACUCGGGCCGAGUACACUGGCUCACCAGCUUGGACACAACCUGGGAGGGAACCUGAUGUCUACGCAAUGAUAAAUCAGCUGAGCAGGCAAGUGCAGGCACUGGAACACAGUGUAGCUAGUGAUGUGAGAAUGAUACUUAGUAUUCUGAAGCAACAGCAGCAACAGGGUCACAGCUCUGAAUCAUCUGGCUCAUCAGUCAUACCUGAUGUGCGAGAGUCUUCUUCUGACUUUGGCCAGAGGUCAGGAAGAUCCUCCCGAGAUCAUGCUCCUAGUGCCCAGAGAAGUUAUAGUGCAUCUCACGAGACUCCAGCUUCAUUGCCUUCAAAUAAUUUCAGGCCAACACCAAUGGAAGAUUUCCGGCAUGCUGCCACUGGCAGUAACAGUAUGGAUUUACAACACCAGUCACACUCUCACCACUCCGUCCCACAGCAAGUGACUCCUGAACUUACCUCCAGGCAUCCACAUUACAAGCAUUCAGCAUCACGCAUUCCACAGCGCAGUCAGUCACAACCAGUAGAUCUUAUGCAGGUACAGCAUCAGCACACACCAUCUUGGCAUCAACAACAUGGUGAUACUGAGAGUGAGGAUGCAUGGCCUGUUCAGCAUACUGCAGAUACUAGAAAAGAUGAUUUUUCAUUUAGAGGAACUGCGGCUGAAGAGACACCAUCAUGGGAUUUUAAAGAUGCUCCAGUGGCGCCUAUUGCUAGGCUAGAGUCAUUGGAUGAACUUGAUCAAGGACAGGACUCACAGAGUAGCAGCCCACGUGGUGCAACAUCUGGCCCAUCCACAACGGAAGUGAAAACAUCAGAUGUCUAGUCUACUCUCCACAAGUGUUUUUCAAGACACGUUCUUGUUGUCACUGAGAAAAAGACAUACAUGGACAAGUGAGCAAGAAACUCUUCAGGGAAUCGCAGCCCAAAUGAAAUGGACUGUUUUAUAAUAGUCAAAACAUUGUCACAAGACAGUAGUGUUUUCAAUAAUUUGUAUUUUUUUUAAACACGUUACAGGAAUUUAUAUGAAAAUAUUACUUUGCAUUGUAAAAAAAAAAACAUUGUGCAAUCACACAGUUAUUCACUCAUCUGAUGCUGCCUGAAUCAAAUAAUACGGUAUUUUAAGGAAUGAUUCUUUAAAAUUGGGAUAAGUCAGUAGCUUUUAGCUAUUCACAGUGCUUGGCAACACCACUAAAAUGAACUAAGAAGGUGGUGUACUGGACAGAGUUGUGUAUUCAUAGGCAACUGAAAGUCAGCAUAAAAUAGAAUAAUAUUCUAGUGUGUGACAGAGGUUACAGAGGACAUACUGUUGUAAUCAGGACAUCUGACUCACUGUUAGUCAUGGUCAAUGGCUCACAGUAACAUUAAUUAUACGUGAUAACAACUUGCGUAUGCUUUGGUCUUAACAAUUUAUAUAACUGAAUAAAUAAAUUUUCUUGAAGACUGGGCAUUCAUAUUCACAUAAGUUGAUUUUUUCUCAGAAGAAUUCUGUCUGUUGUUCUGCUAAAUGUUUUGGAGGUUUGACAUGAAAUCAUAAACUUUUGUCUAUUAACACCUUUCUGUAGGUGACUGCUGCAGACAUGAACAUGCAAGACAUUGUUGCACAGUCAAGGAAGCAAUGUUUUAACUUGAGCUUUCUUGUGAAAACACACAGGUUACCAUUUCAUAAUACACAUGUUUCUUUCUCCUUUUGGCAUUACUUACUUUGUGCUUCACAGUGACAGGUUUUGCACAUUAAAAUGUAUUGGAUACUUGUAAAAGGAACAUAAUUCCUAGUUUUAUAUUAUGAAACAUUC
Messenger RNA from Schistocerca serialis cubense, 4243 nucleotides. RefSeq names its product potassium voltage-gated channel subfamily H member 2 (gene sei). Gene Ontology annotation, molecular function: inward rectifier potassium channel activity. The record is from RefSeq and is a predicted model, not a curated record. Gene Ontology annotation, biological process: potassium ion transmembrane transport; membrane repolarization during action potential. Gene Ontology annotation, cellular component: membrane. NCBI's taxonomy places the organism in Eukaryota, Metazoa, Arthropoda, Insecta, Orthoptera, Acrididae. The transcript is spliced from 20 exons. Bases 151 to 3273 code for a protein of 1040 amino acids.